AUGGAUAGCUUUAAUACAGAAGCGUUCACACUGCUGGGGGUAGCCGUUGUCGUCAUUGGUCUACGAACGACUGCAAGAUGGAUUAUGGUUGGGCCAAGAGAGUUCCAAGCUGAUGAUUAUCUGAUGCUGGUGGCGGGUGUGGUGUAUGGACUAGAAACCGGUGCUGCGUACAUGGUCGGCGCGUGGUUCAUGGGCCUUGCCAAUAACUCGAUGACGGACGAACAGCGAAAAGAAUUGUCUCCUCAGUCGGAGGAGUAUCGUCUGCGUGUCGGUGGCUCCAAAGUCCAAGUGGCCGGCUGGUCAUUAUACACUUUGCUAUUAUGGUUGCUGAAAACAUGCAUGGCUGUGUUCUAUUCUCGAUUGACUGCCGGCUUAGUGAAUAUGCGAAUCCGAAUCCACAUCGCCUAUGUUUUGAUCGGCAUAACUUAUAUCGCCACGAUCUGUUCGAUUCUCUUCGGUUGUCACCCAAUCGACAAAAAUUGGCAAAUAUAUCCAGACCCUGGGAAUUACUGUCAGCCCGCCGUAUCCAAGAUUGACAUAUAUGUGACCGUGGUACUUAAUGUCGCGACCGACCUCUAUCUCAUUAGUAUUCCGGCGCCGAUGCUUUUCAAAGCCCGACUAAGAUGGCGGGAAAAGCUUGAGCUCCUUAUUCUUUUCAGCGGUGGCCUGUUCGUCAUGAUGGCUGGCAUUCUGCGCUGUGUUCUGAUCUUAACAGCUGGCGCAAACGGAGCUCAACAAGCCGGCAGCUGGGCCUGUCGCGAGACUUUCGUCGCGGUCAUAAUCGGCAAUAUCCCCAUGAUAUACCCAUUGAUAAGACGAUUCACAAAACGUGCUGGUCUAUACAUCUCAUCAAGGGGUGGCUCACAGAGCUAUCCUGGCUAUCCUCUAUCAGAUGCCGACACCGGCGGGUAUGCCAGACGCAAGAAGUUCCGCCAUCCGUUAUCGAUUCCCGGAGACACUCAGUGGAAUACAAUGAGUGACGAGCAAAUGAUCUUACCUACCUCACGACAGCAGCCGGCCACCUGCACUGCUGCCGACGGCGACUGGGAGUCUCACAGCCAGAGUAGCCAGACUGGAAUCAAGGUUGUUCAUGAAACAAUUAUUCACAGUGUCGAGAAGUCUUCUCGGUCAUAA
Molecule: messenger RNA, 1134 nt
Organism: Penicillium robsamsonii
Lineage: Eukaryota; Fungi; Ascomycota; Eurotiomycetes; Eurotiales; Aspergillaceae
Exons: 6
Coding region: 1-1134 (377 amino acids)
Source: RefSeq, a predicted model, not a curated record